AUGGCGAACAUCGAAGCUUCAUCACCAGCCAGUGAUAAGGGCGAUGUGCAGGCCACGCCGCCAGUGCAACCGAGUAGCCCUCUAGGUCAGCCCUUCAUGGACGGUAUCGCUUUUAUUAAAGACCGCCUUGUGAGGGCGACCGAGGAUGUCUUGAAGCCUGCUAUCGCGUCUUCGUUCAGGUAUUUCGACGCCGACCCCCGUUUCGAGGCAAUUCUUUCCACCCCUCUUUUGAUCGGGUUGUCGCUCGCAGGAGGCAUCUUCUCUCUUUCAGCCGCCAUCCUCGUUCUUUGGAGCGCCGUCUCAAUCAUCGGCGGCGCGUUCUUCCUGAUCUUGGUUCAGUUGAUUUCCCUCACUUUCAAUCUCUUUGUCGCCGCUCUGGUCACAAUCCUUAUCGCUGGGUGUGUGACGGCUUCAUGUGUGUUUUUCAACGCGUCCUUCCACAUCGCCGUCGAAAAGAUCCGUCACAGAGUCUCGAUCGCCAGAAGUCAAACCGAUCCAGCUCAGCAGCCUCUCUGGGAUCAAAUCGUCCUUUAUUGCGCGAUGACGUUCAAAGCUGCGCGUGCGGCAGCACCGCUCUUCGUGACUGCCAUGAAUGCCGAUGUAAAUCAUCAGCUCGCUGCAAGUCAGGCUGCUGAGCAACACGCUGUCCCCGAGAUUACCGCCACUGCACCAGCACCGGCGCCUGCGCCUGUCGCUGCAACGCCCGAGGCGUCACCCCAAUUGGAAGUUCUAUCGGCAGCAUCGUCAGAGGGUCUCAAGCGUCGGGAGCCAUUUGUUAACGCUGGAGGCGAGGGCGAGGGAAAGGAGUAG
This is a messenger RNA of Cyclocybe aegerita, 810 nucleotides long. NCBI's taxonomy places the organism in Eukaryota, Fungi, Basidiomycota, Agaricomycetes, Agaricales, Hemipholiotaceae. The record is from the annotation of a GenBank genome assembly.